This is a messenger RNA of Myotis myotis, 12217 nucleotides long. RefSeq names its product neurofibromin 1 (gene NF1). Gene Ontology annotation, biological process: regulation of GTPase activity. The transcript has 60 exons. Bases 120 to 8813 code for a protein of 2897 amino acids. NCBI's taxonomy places the organism in Eukaryota, Metazoa, Chordata, Mammalia, Chiroptera, Vespertilionidae. The record is from RefSeq and is a predicted model, not a curated record.
CCGCUCCCCUCCCCUCAGCCCCCGCUCCCCGCCCUCUUCCCGGGCCUGGGCGCCGGCCGCCCCGUCCCUCCGCCGCCCCCCGGCCGCGGGGAGGACAUGGCCGCGCACAGGCCGGUGGAAUGGGUCCAGGCCGUGGUCAGCCGCUUCGACGAGCAGAGGCUGAGAAAUCCCACUAUCUGCCAUCUGCAAGCUGGAGACCCAGGAAGCUUCCAAUAAAAACAGGACAGCAGAACACACAUACCAAAGUCAGUACCGAACACAACAAGGAAUGUCUUAUCAAUAUUUCCAAAUACAAGUUUUCUUUGGUUAUAAGUGGCCUCACUACUAUUUUAAAGAAUGUUAACAAUAUGAGAAUAUUUGGAGAAGCUGCUGAAAAAAAUUUAUAUCUCUCUCAGUUGAUUAUAUUGGAUACACUGGAAAAAUGUCUUGCUGGGCAACCAAAGGACACAAUGAGAUUAGAUGAAACAAUGCUGGUCAAACAGUUGCUGCCAGAAAUCUGCCAUUUUCUUCACACCUGUCGUGAAGGAAACCAACAUGCAGCUGAACUUCGGAAUUCUGCCUCUGGAGUUUUAUUUUCUCUCAGCUGCAACAACUUCAAUGCAGUCUUUAGUCGCAUUUCUACCAGGUUACAGGAAUUGACUGUUUGUUCAGAAGACAAUGUUGAUGUUCAUGAUAUAGAAUUGUUACAGUAUAUCAAUGUGGAUUGUGCGAAAUUAAAACGACUCCUGAAGGAAACAGCAUUUAAAUUUAAAGCCCUAAAGAAGGUUGCACAGUUAGCUGUUAUAAAUAGCCUGGAAAAAGCAUUUUGGAACUGGGUAGAAAAUUAUCCAGAUGAAUUUACAAAGCUAUACCAGAUUCCACAGACAGAUAUGGCUGAGUGUGCAGAAAAGCUUUUUGACUUGGUGGAUGGUUUUGCUGAAAGCACCAAACGUAAAGCAGCAGUUUGGCCACUACAAAUCAUUCUUCUUAUCUUGUGUCCAGAAAUAAUCCAGGAUAUAUCCAGGGAUGUGGUUGAUGAAAACAACAUGAAUAAGAAGUUGUUUCUGGAUAGUCUACGUAAAGCACUUGCUGGCCAUGGAGGAAGCAGGCAGCUGACUGAAAGUGCUGCAAUUGCCUGUGUCAAAUUGUGUAAAGCAAGUACCUACAUCAAUUGGGAAGAUAACUCCGUCAUUUUCCUACUAGUUCAGUCUAUGGUGGUCGAUCUUAAGAACCUGCUCUUUAAUCCAAGCAAACCAUUCUCAAGAGGCAGCCAGCCUGCGGAUGUGGAUCUAAUGAUUGACUGCCUUGUUUCUUGCUUUCGUAUAAGCCCUCACAACAACCAACACUUUAAGAUCUGCCUGGCUCAGAAUUCCCCUUCUACAUUUCACUAUGUGCUGGUAAAUUCCCUCCAUCGAAUCAUCACCAAUUCUGCAUUGGAUUGGUGGCCAAAGAUUGAUGCCGUAUAUUGUCACUCAGUUGAACUUCGAAAUAUGUUUGGUGAAACACUUCAUAAAGCAGUGCAAGGCUGUGGAGCACACCCAGCAAUACGAAUGGCACCGAGUCUUACGUUUAAGGAAAAAGUAACAAGCCUUAAAUUUAAAGAAAAACCUACAGAUCUGGAGACAAGAAGUUAUAAGUAUCUUCUCCUGUCCAUGGUGAAACUAAUUCAUGCAGAUCCAAAGCUAUUGCUUUGUAAUCCAAGAAAACAGGGGCCUGAAACCCAAGGCAGUACAGCAGAAUUAAUUACAGGCCUUGUCCAACUGGUCCCUCAGUCACACAUGCCAGAGAUUGCUCAGGAAGCCAUGGAGGCUCUGCUGGUUCUUCAUCAAUUAGAUAGCAUUGAUUUGUGGAACCCUGAUGCUCCUGUAGAAACAUUUUGGGAAAUUAGCUCACAAAUGCUUUUUUACAUCUGCAAGAAAUUAACUAGCCAUCAAAUGCUUAGUAGCACAGAAAUUCUCAAAUGGUUGCGGGAAAUUCUGAUCUGCAGGAAUAAAUUUCUUCUUAAAAAUAAGCAGGCAGAUAGAAGCUCCUGUCACUUUCUGUUCCUUUAUGGGAUAGGAUGUGACAUUCCUUCAAGUGGAAAUACCAGUCAAAUGCCCAUGGAUCAUGAAGAGUUACUCCGUACUUGUACUGCUGGAGCCUCUCUCCGGAAGGGAAAAGGAAACUCAUCCAUGGAUAGUGCAGCAGGGUGCAGUGGAACCCCACCGAUAUGCCGACAAGCCCAAACCAAACUGGAAGUGGCCCUGUACAUGUUUCUGUGGAGCCCUGACACUGAAGCUGUUCUGGUUGCCAUGUCCUGUUUCCGCCACCUCUGUGAGGAAGCGGAUAUCCGGUGUGGGGUGGAUGAAGUAUCGGUGCACAACUUCUUGCCCAACUAUAACACAUUCAUGGAAUUUGCUUCUGUUAGCAAUAUGAUGUCAACAGGAAGAACAGCACUUCAGAAAAGAGUGAUGGCACUACUAAGGCGCAUUGAGCACCCCACUGCAGGAAACACUGAGGCUUGGGAAGAUACACACGCAAAAUGGGAACAAGCUACAAAACUAAUCCUCAACUAUCCAAAAGCUAAAAUGGAAGAUGGCCAGGCUGCUGAAAGCCUUCACAAGACCAUUGUUAAGAGGCGAAUGUCUCAUGUGAGUGGAGGAGGAUCCAUAGAUUUGUCUGACACCGACUCCCUACAGGAAUGGAUCAACAUGACUGGCUUUCUUUGUGCUCUUGGGGGAGUGUGCCUGCAGCAGAGAAGCAAUUCUGGCCUAGCAACCUAUAGCCCACCCAUGGGCCCAGUCAGUGAACGCAAGGGUUCCAUGAUUUCAGUGAUGUCCUCAGAAGGAAAUGCAGACACACCUGUCAGCAAAUUUAUGGAUCGACUGUUGUCCUUAAUGGUGUGUAACCAUGAGAAAGUGGGACUUCAGAUAAGGACCAAUGUGAAGGAUCUGGUGGGUCUGGAAUUGAGUCCUGCUCUUUAUCCAAUGCUAUUUAACAAAUUGAAGAAUACCAUCAGCAAAUUCUUUGACUCACAAGGACAGGUUUUAUUGACUGACACCAAUACUCAAUUUGUAGAGCAAACUAUAGCUAUAAUGAAGAAUUUACUAGAUAAUCAUACUGAAGGCAGCUCUGAACACUUGGGGCAAGCUAGCAUUGAAACAAUGAUGUUAAAUUUGGUCAGAUAUGUCCGUGUGCUUGGGAAUAUGGUUCAUGCGAUUCAAAUAAAAACGAAACUGUGUCAGUUAGUCGAGGUAAUGAUGGCAAGGAGAGAUGACCUCUCAUUUUGUCAAGAGAUGAAAUUUAGGAAUAAGAUGGUAGAAUACUUGACAGACUGGGUUAUGGGAACAUCAAAUCAAGCAGCAGAUGAUGAUGUAAAAUGUCUUACAAGAGAUUUGGACCAGGCAAGCAUGGAAGCAGUAGUUUCACUCCUGGCUGGCCUUCCACUGCAGCCUGAGGAAGGAGAUGGUGUGGAACUAAUGGAAGCCAAAUCACAGUUAUUUCUUAAGUAUUUCACAUUGUUUAUGAACCUUUUGAAUGACUGUAGUGAAGUUGAAGAUGAAAAUGCACAAACAGGUGGCAGGAAACGUGGCAUGUCUCGGAGGCUGGCAUCACUGAGGCACUGUACAGUCCUUGCAAUGUCCAACUUACUCAAUGCUAAUGUGGACAGUGGCCUCAUGCAUUCCAUAGGUUUAGGUUACCACAAAGAUCUCCAGACAAGAGCUACAUUUAUGGAAGUUCUGACUAAAAUCCUUCAACAAGGCACAGAAUUUGACACACUUGCCGAAACAGUGUUGGCGGAUCGGUUUGAGAGACUGGUGGAGCUGGUCACGAUGAUGGGUGAUCAGGGAGAGCUCCCUAUAGCUAUGGCUCUGGCCAAUGUGGUUCCUUGUUCUCAGUGGGAUGAACUAGCUCGAGUUCUGGUGACUCUAUUUGAUUCUCGGCAUUUACUCUACCAACUGCUCUGGAACAUGUUUUCUAAGGAAGUAGAAUUGGCAGACUCCAUGCAGACUCUUUUUCGAGGGAACAGCUUAGCUAGUAAAAUAAUGACCUUCUGUUUCAAGGUAUAUGGUGCUACCUACCUACAAAAACUCCUGGAUCCUUUAUUACGAAUUGUGAUCACAUCCUCUGAUUGGCAGCAUGUUAGCUUUGAAGUGGAUCCUACCAGGUUAGAACAGUCAGAGAGCCUUGAGGAUAACCAGCGAACCCUCCGUCAGAUGACUGAAAAGUUCUUCCAUGCCAUCAUCAGUUCCUCCUCGGAAUUUCCCCCUCAGCUUCGAAGUGUGUGCCACUGUUUAUACCAGGCAACUUGCCACUCCCUACUGAAUAAAGCUACAGUAAAAGAAAAAAAGGAAAACAAAAAAUCAGUGGUUAGCCAACGUUUCCCUCAGAACAGCAUCGGUGCAGUAGGAAGUGCCAUGUUCCUCAGAUUUAUCAAUCCUGCCAUUGUCUCACCAUAUGAAGCAGGCAUUUUAGAUAAAAAGCCACCGCCUAGAAUCGAAAGGGGCUUGAAGUUAAUGUCAAAGAUACUUCAGAGUAUUGCCAAUCAUGUUCUCUUCACAAAAGAAGAGCAUAUGCGGCCUUUUAAUGAUUUUGUGAAAAGCAACUUUGAUGCAGCACGAAGGUUUUUCCUUGAUAUAGCAUCUGAUUGCCCUACAAGUGAUGCAGUAAAUCAUAGUCUUUCCUUCAUCAGUGAUGGCAAUGUGCUUGCUUUACAUCGUCUACUCUGGAACAAUCAAGAGAAAAUUGGCCAGUAUCUUUCCAGCAACAGGGAUCACAAAGCUGUUGGAAGACGACCUUUUGAUAAGAUGGCAACACUGCUUGCAUACCUGGGUCCUCCAGAGCACAAACCUGUGGCAGAUACACACUGGUCCAGCCUUAAUCUUACCAGUUCCAAGUUUGAGGAAUUUAUGACUAGGCAUCAAGUACAUGAAAAAGAGGAGUUCAAGGCUUUGAAAACAUUAAAUAUUUUCUACCAAGCUGGGACUUCCAAAGCUGGGAAUCCUAUAUUUUAUUAUGUUGCACGAAGGUUCAAAACUGGUCAAAUCAACGGUGAUUUGCUAAUAUACCAUGUCUUGCUGACUUUAAAGCCAUAUUAUGCCAAGCCAUAUGAAAUUGUAGUGGACCUCACCCAUACUGGGCCUAGCAAUCGCUUUAAAACGGACUUCCUCUCCAAGUGGUUUGUUGUUUUUCCUGGCUUUGCUUAUGACAAUGUCUCUGCAGUUUAUAUCUAUAACUGUAACUCCUGGGUCAGGGAGUACACCAAGUAUCACGAGCGGCUGCUGACUGGCCUCAAAGGCAGCAAAAGGCUCAUUUUCAUAGACUGUCCCGGGAAACUGGCUGAGCACAUAGAGCACGAACAGCAGAAGCUACCCGCUGCCACCUUGGCAUUGGAAGAGGACCUGAAGGUGUUCCACAACGCGCUCAGGCUGGCUCACAAAGACACCAAGGUUUCUAUCAAAGUUGGUUCUACUGCUGUUCAGGUAACCUCAGCAGAGCGAACAAAAGUCCUGGGGCAGUCAGUCUUUCUCAAUGAUAUCUAUUAUGCUUCGGAAAUUGAAGAAAUCUGCCUAGUGGAUGAGAACCAGUUCACCUUAACCAUUGCAAACCAGGGCACACCACUCACCUUCAUGCACCAGGAGUGUGAUGCCAUUGUCCAGUCUAUCAUUCACAUCCGGACACGCUGGGAGCUGUCGCAGCCAGAUUCUAUCCCCCAGCACACCAAGAUUCGGCCAAAAGAUGUCCCUGGGACGCUGCUCAAUAUCGCAUUACUUAAUUUAGGCAGUUCAGAUCCUAGUUUACGGUCAGCUGCCUAUAAUCUUCUGUGUGCCUUAACCUGUACCUUUAAUUUAAAAAUCGAGGGCCAGUUACUAGAGACAUCAGGUUUAUGUAUCCCUGCCAACAACACCCUCUUUAUUGUCUCCAUUAGUAAGACGCUAGCAGCCAAUGAGCCACACCUCACCUUAGAAUUUUUGGAAGAGUGUAUUUCUGGAUUUAGCAAAUCUAGUAUUGAAUUGAAACAUCUUUGUUUAGAAUACAUGACUCCAUGGCUGUCAAAUCUUGUUCGAUUUUGUAAGCACAAUGAUGAUGCCAAACGACAAAGAGUCACUGCUAUUCUUGAUAAGCUGAUAACAAUGACCAUAAAUGAGAAACAGAUGUAUCCAUCUAUUCAAGCAAAAAUAUGGGGGAGCCUUGGGCAGAUCACAGAUCUCCUUGAUGUUGUACUGGACAGUUUCAUCAAAACCAGUGCGACAGGUGGCUUGGGAUCAAUAAAAGCUGAGGUCAUGGCAGAUACUGCUGUAGCUCUGGCUUCUGGAAACGUGAAAUUGGUUUCAAGCAAGGUUAUUGGAAGGAUGUGCAAAAUAAUUGAUAAGACAUGCUUAUCUCCAACUCCUACUUUAGAACAACAUCUCAUGUGGGACGAUAUUGCUAUUCUAGCACGCUACAUGCUGAUGCUGUCCUUCAACAACUCCCUGGACGUAGCAGCUCAUCUCCCCUACCUCUUCCACGUGGUUACUUUCCUAGUGGCCACGGGGCCACUCUCCCUUAGAGCUUCCACACAUGGAUUGGUCAUUAAUAUCAUUCACUCUCUAUGUACCUGUACACAGCUUCAUUUUAGUGAAGAGACCAAGCAAGUUUUGAGACUUAGUUUGACAGAGUUCUCAUUGCCCAAAUUUUACUUGCUGUUUGGCAUCAGCAAAGUCAAGUCUGCCGCUGUCAUCGCCUUCCGCUCCAGUUACCGGGACAGGUCAUUCUCUCCUGGCUCCUACGAGAGGGAGACUUUUGCUUUGACAUCCUUGGAAACAGUCACAGAGGCAUUGCUGGAGAUCAUGGAGGCAUGUAUGAGAGAUAUUCCAACAUGCAAGUGGCUAGACCAGUGGACAGAACUAGCUCAAAGAUUUGCAUUUCAGUAUAAUCCAUCCCUUCAACCAAGGGCUCUUGUUGUCUUUGGCUGCAUCAGCAAACGAGUGGCUCAUGGACAGAUAAAGCAGAUUAUCCGUAUUCUCAGCAAGGCACUUGAGAGUUGCUUAAAAGGACCUGAUACUUACAACAGUCAAGUUCUGAUAGAAGCUACAGUAAUAGCACUAACCAAAUUACAACCACUUCUUAAUAAGGACUCCCCUCUGCACAAAGCCCUCUUUUGGGUAGCUGUGGCCGUGCUGCAGCUCGAUGAGGUCAACUUGUAUUCAGCAGGCACCGCACUUCUUGAACAAAACCUGCACACCUUAGACAGUCUCCGGAUAUUCAAUGACAAGAGUCCGGAGGAAGUAUUUAUGGCAAUCCGGAAUCCUCUGGAAUGGCACUGCAAACAAAUGGAUCAUUUUGUUGGACUCAAUUUCAACUCUAAUUUUAACUUCGCACUGGUUGGACACCUUUUAAAAGGGUACAGACAUCCUUCACCUGCCAUUGUUGCAAGAACAGUCAGAAUUUUGCAUACGCUACUAACUUUGGUUAACAAACAUAGGAAUUGUGACAAAUUUGAGGUGAAUACACAGAGCGUGGCUUACUUAGCAGCUUUACUCACAGUGUCUGAGGAAGUUCGAAGUCGCUGUAGUCUAAAACAUAGAAAGUCUCUUCUUCUUACUGAUAUUUCAAUGGAAAAUGUUCCUAUGGAUACAUAUCCUAUUCAUCACAGUGACCCUAGCUAUAGGACUCUGAAGGAGAAUCAACCAUGGUCCUCUCCCAAAGGUUCUGAAGGGUACCUUGCAGCCACAUAUCCAACAGUGGGCCAGACCAGUCCCCGGGCCAGGAAAUCCAUGAGCUUGGACAUGGGGCAGCCUUCUCAGGCCAACACGAAGAAGUUACUUGGAACAAGGAAAAGUUUUGAUCACUUGAUAUCAGACACAAAGGCUCCUAAAAGGCAAGAAAUGGAAUCAGGGAUCACAACACCCCCCAAAAUGAGGAGAGUAGCAGAAACUGAUUAUGAAAUGGAAACUCAGAGGAUUUCCUCAUCACAACAGCACCCACAUUUACGUAAAGUCUCAGUGUCAGAAUCAAAUGUUCUCUUGGAUGAGGAAGUACUUACUGAUCCAAAGAUCCAAGCACUUCUUCUUACUGUUCUGGCUACACUGGUAAAAUAUACCACGGAUGAGUUUGAUCAACGAAUUCUUUAUGAAUACUUAGCAGAAGCCAGUGUUGUUUUCCCCAAAGUUUUUCCUGUUGUGCACAAUUUGUUGGACUCUAAGAUCAACACUCUGUUGUCAUUGUGCCAAGAUCCAAAUUUAUUAAAUCCAAUUCAUGGAAUUGUGCAGAGUGUGGUGUACCAUGAAGAAUCCCCACCACAAUACCAAACGUCUUACCUGCAAAGUAAAUACAUGUAUCGGGAGGAGGAUGGUUUUGGUUUUAAUGGUUUGUGGCGGUUUGCAGGACCCUUUUCAAAGCAAACACAAAUCCCAGACUAUGCUGAGCUUAUUGUUAAAUUUCUUGAUGCCUUGAUUGACACGUAUUUGCCUGGAAUUGAUGAAGAAACCAGUGAGGAGUCCCUCCUGACACCCACAUCUCCUUAUCCUCCUGCAGUGCAGAGCCAGCUUAGUAUCACUGCUAACCUUAACCUUUCUAAUUCCAUGACCUCACUUGCAACUUCCCAGCAUUCCCCAGCAUCCAGAUCAAGAAACAGCGCAUUACCAGCACCCCUAGAAGCCACCCUCAUGCCUUCUGUCAUUCACCACUUCCCCAAGGAAUCGACAAGGAGAACGUUGAACUCUCCCCAACCGCCGGGCACUGUAACAGUGGACGAACUCGCCAUGGAUCCGCAAGCCAGGUGCAGAAGCAGAGAAGCACUGGCAGCUUCAAACGUAAUAGCAUUAAGAAGAUCGUGUGAAGCUUUCUUUGUUUCCUUUUUCAAACAGACCUAACGUACGUACGUACAUAUGUACGUAUGCGGGCUCUGCACUAGGGACCCCUCACCACUGGCUGUGAUGCUGCACUUCCUGUUUAUAAAGAGCCCACCGGCUGCCGCGUUGCCAGAUGAUCAACUCUUGGAAGCAUUGCCUAAAUUAAUGCUGCUUUUCCUGUAGCUGUUUCUCCCUCCUACUCUCGGUGUCUGGUGUAGGCAAGUGUGCAGAACAACUUCAAAGAGUGUGGGAGGUCAGGGCGCUUGACCUGAGAACAUGGCAGUGGUGAGAGACUGGAUUCUUUCCUCCUGCCGACGGGGAAGGCCAUGUGCACAGAGCCCGCCUCUGGUUUCCUCUUCCUCAAAGGGAAGUGUCCGUCUGUGUACACACUUCCAAGGUAGACGUUCACGGGAGAAAUAAUAUUAUAACCCCAGUAUAUUUAAUCCGACGUUUAGCUGUGGACUUUUUUUACCUUUCAAAACCGAAGGAGCCAUAAAGGUCAGGCCUCAGUGGUUUCAUACCAUAAGCCACAGGCGAGGUACUUCGGGGGGUGGCGGGAUUUACUAUUUUGUAGUGGGUUCUUAAGAAAUACUAACACUUGAGUAUUAGCAAUAAUUACAGGAAAAUAAGUGUAACCACAUAUAUCGUAACAUUACCGAAUACAGCGAUGGGUUCUGAGGCCUUAUCCAAACUCAGUCAUCCAAACUAGUUUAUUUUUUUCCAGCUGAUUAUGUUUUAAUCUUUAACUAUGCUAAAAAGUUGUUGUUUUUUGUUUUUAUAAACCAAAACUAUACUGAGUAUAGUAAUUACACAUUUUCCGCUCCUCUUCUUUCCUAAACAAUUCUGAGCAGGGUAAUCCGUGAACAGAGUGUUGAAAGUUGUUUUAAGAAGGUAACUUGUAUAGAUGUUUGUAUUAGCUGCAGAGCAACAUGAAAUGGUACGUGACUUUUUGAGUAGCUAUUGCUUUUACUUUGCUUAAUAAUUUCCCAGAAAGAGGGAGUGUGGUGUAUAUUAACAAAAACGUCAUUGACAAAACAUAGUUUGUCUUGUAUCCUUUCCCUCCAAAAGAAUCAGGAAUUUCUUUAGCAAAACAUUUGGGUUGUAUAUGAUAGAAUUGCAUUUAAUCACUGUGAAAAGACUAGUCAGCCUACAUUAGUGUGACUGUAAGGGACCGUAAGAGGUGCUGCUCUACUGAAUGGGACGGAUUAUCAUGGUGUGGGGGUUUCCAUAGUAACGCAGACCCAGUGUCUUUGGGGUACCUGCAGUAUGCAAAACAAUUCGACUUCAGUGAGCAUAUAGUAUCUAGAUGUUCCAAUUCAGGACUAAACCAUAUUUAUUACAAAAAGAUAUUCUCCCCCGAGUCCCAGGUUCCCUUUAUACAUUAAGAUGUAGUGGCUUUGAGAGGGGAGUUUCCUGUAGUGCUGUUUCCUAGUGGAUUUCAGUAAAUUCAAUUCCACAGCUCAGUCAAUGAAUAAUGGUACAUGUAAGUGUUCUGGUUUUAAUAAUAUAACACAUUUCACAUUUAUUCACACAGUAACAAUGUAAUAUGUUAAUGUAAAUAAAAUUGCUUUUGAUAUUCAGAAAUAAUAAGAAUUUAAUCUUUUUAAUUUGUUUACAGUCCUGGGAAAAGUAAGACCAUUUGCCAAAAUAAAAGGAAAAAAAACCUUAGUAUUAAUAGGUAUUUUGACAUAAAAUUAUUGGAAAAUAUUGAAGACAGGUGCAAUUAACUACACUUUUGUUUUUAACUCGUAGAGGCUGCAUUAGAGUAGAUUGUUUAUAAUAACAGAGCAACUAAGACUAUAAAGAAUCUAAGACUAGCACUGGGUUUAGAAAAGGUCACUAACAGCCCAGUGACCAGGAUGCCAAGCUGCUGUUCCGGUCUUGGCUCUUGCACAACCCAGGGCUUCGGGGCAGGUCUCACACCUUCUUGGCUCCUGGAAUAAAGACCAACAUGAGCCUUCAAUCAUUUCGGUUUCCUGUUUUUCUUCUUUGUCAGUUAGUUUGGUGCACAUGACAGUGGGUAUUAUUAUGCUGUUUUCCUUCUCUCAUCAAAAUAGAUAAACUUCCAAAGGUUUACUGUUAAAAAAAAUAUUUAUCUUUCCAUAAACACGUUUUCCAAGGGAUGGUAUUUCUUAAAGGUAUGCACUGCCCUCUAAUGUAAUGAAUGGCAUGAAUUCACUUAAAGUACCUCAUGAAAUGAUCAGCGUUGCACAAAUCAAAUUGAACCUUCUUUGAACUACAAACAUACUUUUGACCAAUACAUCCUAAGAAUUUGAAAACUUUCCAAGAUUUAAAAUUUUCCUUGUUUAAAGAACUUCUGGCUUUUGAGGAAAAUCCAGCUUUCCACAUAACUAAAAUGCACAGGACAUAAGUCUCUCACGUAUGCUCCCCUGAGGGAUGAAGUGCUUUUCCAGGCCUCGUACCUGUGCUCUGCUCGGGGAAUUCUGACAUUCAGAGCAAGUUGCCCAUUUUGCAAAAUCUGAUGCAAGUUCCGUAAAGGACAUUUGUAGGUCAUGUGAUUUUGAUUUGUGGAUUUUCCCCGGACUUUUUCAAGAGGAAAACAUGAACUCAUCACUAUCCAUUGUGUGUAGUCUGCCUAUUUUACCACUGCCCCAGCCCCGGGGGUAUGCCCUUGUUUGCCAACAUGGAGACACGGUUCACUGGCUUCGGGGGAAGUGGCGAGUGCUCUGUGCUUCGUCACUCCACACCUGUUCCCUUCUGGGUGCAGAUCCUGAGCCAGGCGCCAGGUCAGAACGGAUGUUCUGGGGGGCGAACGGAAGCGGGCAACCCUCCCUGCGUGGUGGUCUUUAGGGUUUUUCAGUUUUGUUUUGGGUUUUUGUUUCAUUUUUUUUUUUUUCCAUUUCCCCUUCAUCUCCUGGCAUAAUGAGGCAUGUCUUAGUCAAUGUUAUGCAAUGGACUUUUACGAAAACUCACUUAGUGUCAGCCACACAAUUUUUUUUAAUGCAGUAUAUUCACCUGUAAAUAGUUUGUGUAAAAUUUGACAGAAAAGUAUAUUUACUACACUGUAAAUACAUGUGAUGAUAUAUUGUAUUAUUUUGCUUUUUUGUAAAGCAGUUAGUUGCUGUACAUGGAUAACAAACAAAAAUUUGAUUAUUCUCGUGUUAGUGUUGUUAACUUUUUCCUGCGACUGCGUUGCAUCAUUUAAAGAAAAUGCUGUGUAUUAUAAACUUACAUUGUAUAUGAUAACUCCCUCUCCUUUCCAUCAGACCUACACUCAGCAGUUCCCUGUUAAUAUUGUCAGCAGCUGUUCGCCAGCAGGAGAAAUACUGCCCAACAGACAAAACCGGUCAUUGUAGGGGACAUGGUAGAAACCUAUUUCAGACCAUUGUUCCCCACCCCAUUUUCCUCCCUGUGUAUGUACUCCCCUUCCCCCCUUUUUUAAGUAAAAUGUAAAUUCAAUCUGC